CCUCCUUCCCUCCAUCUCUCCAUCCCUCCAUCCCUCGCCGGGCACCGAGCCCGCCCGGGUCCCCCCUCCCCUCCCGCAGGCGAUGCCUCCUCCUCCUCCGCCGCCCCCGCCGUGAAGCUGGGCAAGCAGCCCGGGCUGGCUCUUCUUCUCGGCCGCCAGCGAGGGUCGUCGGAAGGGCUUUCUGGUCGGCCAGGAUGCCCGGCGCGGCCAGGGCCCCGUCGGCUGCCGUCCCGAGCGGGCUGCCGGCCUCCUCCUCCUCUUCCUGCUCCAACCCGGGGGUCUCCUCCGGGGGUCUCCUGCCCCCCGAGGAGGCGGCCAAGCUGUACCGCGCCAACUACGUGCGCAACUCGCGGGCCAUCGGGGUGCUGUGGGCCAUCUUCACCAUCUGCUUCGCCAUCGUCAACGUGGUCUGCUUCUUCCAGCCUUACUGGAUCGGCGACGGCGUGGAGACCCCGCAGGCGGGCUACUUCGGCCUCUUCCACUUCUGCACCGGCAGCGGCGUCUCCCGGGAGCUGACGUGCCAGGGCAGCUUCGUCGACUUCGCCAGCCUGCCGUCGGGCGCUUUCAAAGCCGCCUCCUUCUUCAUCGGGCUCUCCAUGGCGCUGGUGGUCGCCUGCAUCCUCGCCUUCAGCCUCUUCUUCUUCUGCAACACGGCCACCGUCUACAAGAUCUGCGCCUGGAUGCAGCUCAGCUCCGCUGCUUGCCUUAUCCUCGGUUGUAUGAUUUAUCCCGAUGGCUGGGACGCAAAAGAGGUCAAGCGGAUGUGCGGGGAGAAGACAGACAAGUACACGCUGGGAGCCUGCUCCAUCCGCUGGGCCUACAUCUUGGCCAUCAUUGGGAUCCUGGAUGCCCUCAUCCUCUCCUUCCUGGCCUUUGUACUUGGCAACAGGCAGGACAGCUUACUAGCGGAAGAGCUGAAGUUGGAAAACAAAGAAGAUGGAAAUGCUUAAGGCAGAGGGGAGUGUGAAACUAAAAAU
Molecule: messenger RNA, 977 nt
Organism: Crotalus tigris (Tiger rattlesnake)
Lineage: Eukaryota; Metazoa; Chordata; Lepidosauria; Squamata; Viperidae
Gene: LHFPL3
Product: LHFPL tetraspan subfamily member 3
Exons: 3
Coding region: 195-950 (251 amino acids)
Biological process (GO): sensory perception of sound
Cellular component (GO): plasma membrane
Source: RefSeq, a predicted model, not a curated record